AUGCCGCCGCUGGCACGCCUCCUCGGUGAACCACCCUUUCCCUCAAGUUCCCACUCCGUCGAACCCCAAGUUACAAAGGUUCCGAUGAGAAGCGCGAUGGUUUUGGCGAAGUUGAUUCACGGUGGCAACGACGAAGAGGUUGAUAGGAUGGGGUUAAGAAGUGGCCAAUGGCUUUAA
Molecule: messenger RNA, 177 nt
Organism: Sphenostylis stenocarpa
Lineage: Eukaryota; Viridiplantae; Streptophyta; Magnoliopsida; Fabales; Fabaceae
Source: the annotation of a GenBank genome assembly